This is a messenger RNA of Dreissena polymorpha, 4710 nucleotides long. RefSeq lists its product as uncharacterized. The record is from RefSeq and is a predicted model, not a curated record. Lineage: Eukaryota; Metazoa; Mollusca; Bivalvia; Myida; Dreissenidae. Bases 175 to 1860 code for a protein of 561 amino acids. The transcript has 10 exons. Gene Ontology annotation, biological process: proteasome-mediated ubiquitin-dependent protein catabolic process; protein polyubiquitination. Gene Ontology annotation, molecular function: protein binding; ubiquitin protein ligase activity; zinc ion binding.
UAAACAAUGUUUUACAAGUUCACAUGCAAUUUUCAUGUUAAAAGUAUUAAAUGUUGAUCAAAUGUAAAUAGUAUAUAAUAUAUAUGUAUGUAUAUUAUGUUUCUAUACUGAUGCAGGUUUGUUUGUAAUUAUAGUGUCAGAAAGUGACUUUGUUAAAACCAGUUAAUUUAUAAAAUGGCAACAAGUUCUCAGUCUUCAGUUGAGCUGGGUUCGCAUGAAGUGAAGGACUAUAUUUGUAAUGCCUGUGAAGACCAGAAUAAUGUUGCGACAAGUGCUGAUUUCUAUUGUAAACAGUGUGAACGGUUUUAUUGUGGAACCUGUAUUGAUCCACAUGGUAAAGCCUUGGCUAAACAUACUACAUUUGGAAGGGUCGAAAUAGAUAAAUGGCCAGUUUCAAAAAAGGUGGUGGAUUUUCUACAAACUUGUGAUGUUCAUAAGGACCAUAAAAUUGACCAAUUAUGCAACCUGCACAAACAGCUGUGCUGCCCUCAGUGUAUAUGUGAUCAACACAGCCAGUGCAGUAAAGUGACUCCAAUUAAUGCGCUGACAAACACGCAGCCCACAGACCUACAGGGACUGUCAGUUGAGCUCGAAACUGUUCUGGGUGAAAUCAAAAGCCUUCAGAUCAGUCAGGAGGCCAGCGUUGAGUCAUUGCAGAAAACAUACAAGGAACAUUAUAUACUAAGGGCAGAUAUGAUCGAACAAAUGCUUGGCAAUGUAAACACUAAUUUGGAUAAGUGUGGAUAUAAUUGUUCGCGCACAUCAGGAAAAAUUGAGCAAUAUUUAAAAGAUGACAUGUGUAGGAGUGUUCUUUCUAUCUUGAAUGAAUUUGACAAUAUUACUUUGAAGGAACUAAAUGAGAUGAAAGAUGAAGUUAUAAGCAUUAAAGGGUCAGUUACAAGUUCUAUUCAUAAAUGCACCAGUCUUCACAGUGACUUGUUACAAUUACUUGAAAUCGUUCAGAAAAUUGGAGAUAAUAAGGAGCUCUGUCUUAUAGCCAGCAUAAAAUGUAAACAUAUCAUACAGCAGGCAUUGACUCUGCUUGGAAAGUCAGGCAAGGUGUUUAAGGUCCAGAGGAAGUCUGAGCACAAUGUGAGAAUAACAAGUGAUUCAAACACAUGCUGGAUCCCAGCUAUAUGUGCUCUCCCAGAUGGGCAGGUCCUGGUUGCAGACUACAAUAAUAAUAAAGUCAAGCUGCUGAACCAGCAUUACCAGGUGGUGAGUCACUGGGAUGUGAAUGCUAGGCCACUUGACAUUUGUUUGAUCACACCCAGUGAGGUUGCAGUGGCUGUGAAUAAUGGCAACAUACAUGAGGUCCAGUUUAUCACUGUCAACCAGGGAAAGCUUGUUUCUGGCAGGAAGUUUCAGUUACAACAUGAAUGUAGAGGUAUUGGCCAUCACCAAGCAGACCUUUUUGUCACCUCUGGUCAAGAACUGUACAAAUACACACUGAGUGGCAAACUGAUCUGCAGACUCUAUGAAGAUAGGUCAUUAAAAUAUACAGUAUGUCAGUGUGCUGUGAGUCCCACAGGUGACAGGCUGUACAUCACCAGCUACCGGCCGCAGAACAAGCUUCUCACCCUGGCCAGGGAUGGCACACUCCUGGCUACAUACACAGACCCAGCACUAGAGGGCCCACGUGGUCUACAUGUGACCCCUGCAGGCCAGGUGCUGGUCUGUGUAGCCUGGUCCGACACUGUACUACAGGUGGGCUGGGAGGGAGAGAGUAAGCUGGCUAAUCUUGCUACUCAGGAGGAUGGAGUGAGGUACCCAGAGUCAGUCUGCUACAGCAGCACCACAUCAUCCAUCAUUGUGGGACAGAGGUGGGAGGACACCAUCCUGGUGUUCAGAGUGGAAUAGUGUGUACAUUCGCUUCUUAGUCAGGACAAGGUUGCUGAGGAUGUGGUGGACAAGAAUGACCUGAAUACACAGAAGGUGCUUGACCAAAUACAAGAGGCCGUCCCAUCAAUCAGUCGUCAAAGUCAGUUGAGAUGGACCAGAACAAGGCAGAAACUCAGCAACAUUUUACUCACUGUGAGCAUGAGCAUUGUUAUUGAGUUGACCGGGCAACGGCACAAGUCGGACUCCCAGGAGCCUCAGUGCAGGACAACCCUUCCCCUUUCCUGAUCCCUAACUCCUCCCCUUUGACCUCCUGCUUCAAAGCUUCAUUGAACAAUACCGGUCUGCUGGAAUAUCUGAGCAUGUUGAGUUUUUACAAGAUGUUCUCAACAACUGCAAUUUCCCUGUUGAUCGAUCCACACUCCUGCCUAAGUAGUUUGUUAAGCUCCAGUGCCGGAGGUGGGUCAAGUAUUUCAGACACGCGGAGUUAUAGCAGUAGUUAUGGUAACACCAACAGUCACUGAUUGUGGACUUCACAACGAAUAGUACGAAGAAUAAAAAGUUAACUUUUUCCAUGCUUUGUUGGACUAACAGAGCAACACAUGGAAUAAUGGUAGAAAAUCUAGAAACAGUUAAAGAGUUAAAGAUCGAAGCAUAAGCUAUCCACGGGGUCUACUUCUGAUUUCAAUAGUAGUAGCAUUAUGGACCAUUCUGGUUUGUCCUCUUAUGCAUCCAAAAUGUUCAAAGUGAACGUGCUUUUUACGCAGUUGCUGACAAAAAAAACUUUGUAUGAACACUCAUAGCACGAUGAAUACAUCGGGUGUGGUUCAGACGCAAAUUCUUCCCAACAACAUUAACACGGUGCUUAAGGUGUACCCAUCAAUGUUUGUUACGAGCACUUCACACUCCAAGACAAAACAGCCUCGCAUUGAGCUGACACUAGAUGAAGCGUUGAAAAAUGACAGCAGUUUUGUUGUAUGCCUUUUGACUCCAACCCAACAUUAGGUAGAACUCAAACUCGGCCCUUAGCAAUCACAGCGAGGCCAGCAUGUCAUCUCACCUUCUUGAGCCUCAGUCAUUGGACGGCCUGUCAUGCGAACGAAUUCAAGAGUUCAAAGCAAAUAUUAUUAGCCAACAAUACAAACAUCGUUAAAGUAAAUGUCGAUGGAAAUCGGCGGCAACCCCUUCUUUAACAAAUACUACAACUCGCUCAAGAAAUUAAGUACGAAGACGUAUUGCAGCAGCCUAGCACACCACAUCUUCUCCAAUGUUGGCUACAUCAACACUUCGAACUGCAGAGCCUUGAAGAGCACCAUCAUCGAUAUUGAUUUGGCGCAGCAACAGCACCAGUCCAGCCCGCAUGAGCCUCAGUCAAGGACGAACCUUCCCCUCCACCUGACCCUAGCAGCCUCAGUCCACGACGACCCUUCCACUCGACCUGACCCUAGCGCCUCCACCUUGACCUACGGCCUCAAAAGAUUACAUUAUUAUCCAAGAAGAAGAACAUUGUUGAAGUAAAUGUUGAAAACAGUCCAACCCCCCUUCUCACACAAAUACUACAAGUCGCUCGAGACAUUCAGCACGCCACCUAUGAACAUCUCGCACAAAAACAACAAGUCGUUCAAGAAAUUCAGCACGCCACCUAUGAACAUCUCCCACAAAUACUACAAGUCGCUCAAGAUUCAGCACGCCACCUAUGAACAUCUCCUACAAAUACUACAAGUCGCUCAAGAAAUUCAGCACGCCACCUAUGAACAUCUCCUACAAAUAAUACAAGUCGUUCAAGAAAUUCAGCACGCCACCUAUGAACAUCUCCAACAAAUACUACAAGUCGCUCAAGAAAUUCAGCACGCCACCUAUGAACAUCUCCCACAAAUACUACAAGUCGUUCAAGAAUUUCAGCACGCCACCUAUGAACAUCUCCCACAAAUACUACAAGUUGCUCAAGAAAUUCAGCACGCCACGUAUGAACAUCUCGCACAAAUGCUACAUGUUGUUUAAAAAUUUGGCAGGCCACGUAUGAACAUCUCCCAGAAAUACUACAAGUCGUUCAAGAUUCAGCACGCCACCUAUGAACAUCUCCCACAAAUACUACAAGUCGCUCAAGAUUCAGCACGCCACCUAUGAACAUCUCCUACAAAUACUACAAGUCGCUCAAGAAAUUCAGCACGCCACCUAUGAACAUCUCCCACAAAUACUACAAGUCGUUCAAGAAAUUCAGCACGCCACCUAUGAACAUCUCCAACAAAUACUACAAGUCGCUCAAGAAAUUCAGCACGCCACCUAUAAACAUCUCCCACAAAUACUACAAGUCGUUCAAGAAUUUCAGCACGCCACCUAUGAACAUCUCCCACAAAUACUACAAGUUGCUCAAGAAAUUCAGCACGCCACGUAUGAACAUCUCGCACAAAUACUACAAGUUGUUUAAAAAUUUGGCAGGCCACGUAUGAACAUCUCCCAGAAAUACUACAAGUCGUUCAAGAUUCAGCACGCCACCUAUGAACAUCUCGCACAAAUACUACAAGUCGCUCAAGAAAUUCAGCAUGCCACCUAUGAACAUCUCCCACAAAUACUACAAGUCGCUCAAGAAAUUCAGCACGCCACCUAUAAACAUCUCCCACAAAUACUACAAGUCGCUCAAGAAAUUCAGCACGCCACCUAUGAACAUCUCCCACAAAUACUACAAGUCGCUCAAGAAAUUCAGCACGCCACCUAUAAACAUCUCCCACAAAUACUACAAGUCGCUCAAGAAAUUCAGCACGCCACCUAUGAACAUCUUCCAAUACUACAAGUCGCUCAAGAAAUUCAGCAUGCCACCUAUGACCAUCUCGCACAAAUACUACAUGUCGGUCAAGAAAUUCUGCACGCCAC